Molecule: messenger RNA, 1020 nt
Organism: Cladocopium goreaui
Lineage: Eukaryota; Dinophyceae; Suessiales; Symbiodiniaceae
Source: the annotation of a GenBank genome assembly
GACAGCGGGGUGGCUGAUGCCAUGUGGGAGGCUGCGCAGGAACCAGGAUUUUUCGUGGUCACUAACCAUGGUAUUUCAGAGGAGGCAAUUGAGGAGGCAAUUGAGGAGGCCUUCAGAUUGUCCAGAGACUUUUUCAAUCAAAGCAAAGAAGACAAGGAGAGGCAGAGUCCCUUCGAAAAGAGCAUGAAUGCUGGUUACGAAUUCUUUUCUCAAAUUCGUCCAUCAACAGGCGCACCGGACCAAAAAGAGAGCCUUCAAAUCACGGCGCGUGAAGGCUGCAUGGAUGGUCGCUGGCCAUCCGUCCCAAACUUUGAAGAGCGACUGAAGAAUUUUAUGGUAAAGUCGCAUGAUUUGGGUUGCCGAAUCCUUUCCAUCCUCGAACCGAGGGCUUGUCCCAAACUUGCGCAGGGUACCCUAGCUGCAGCACAUCGGCUGUGGGUAGAGGAUGGGCAGUGCACCUUGCGAUUGUUGCACUACCCGCCAGUGCAUGAUGCUGGAAAGCUCCCUGCAAACUACUGGAGGGCUGGGCCCCAUACGGAUUGGUGCUGUGCCACCCUGUUGUUUCAACAACCUGGAAAUGAGGGCCUUGAGUGCGCACCUAACCCCAAGGCUAUGCAGGAUGGUGCUCCGUGGUUGAAAGUGGAUCCAGUCCCUGGAGGGAUCGCUGUGAACAUUGGGGACAUGUUGGGCAGGUGGUCCGACGGUCGCUUGUUUGCGAACCUACAUCGGGUCAGGAUGCCCACGAAAGAGGAAUCUUCACCACCAAAGUCCAGGUAUUCCAUGGGUUUCUUCAUGCAGGCGGACAAACAUGUCCGUAUUGAAUGUGAGACAUGCGAGACCAUUACAGCUGGUGAUUACAUUCUUGGCCGCGUCCGGGCCAACUUUGCGAAAUGACACCUGAGUUACCUUCCUGAAGGUGCCAAACAUUGUUUCAAUGCAAUUUUGGCAGCCAAACAAAAUGAUGAUUUUGAGGUCAAAACAGUUAACACCAUGACCUACAGUGACAAAGAUCACGUGCAC